Messenger RNA from Nematostella vectensis (starlet sea anemone), 2524 nucleotides. Its product is annotated as endothelin-converting enzyme homolog. The record is from RefSeq and is a predicted model, not a curated record. Gene Ontology annotation, molecular function: metalloendopeptidase activity. Lineage: Eukaryota; Metazoa; Cnidaria; Anthozoa; Actiniaria; Edwardsiidae. Gene Ontology annotation, biological process: protein processing. Gene Ontology annotation, cellular component: plasma membrane. Bases 141 to 2396 code for a protein of 751 amino acids. The transcript has 18 exons.
GUGUACGAGGUUCGGGGUGAUCCCUUAUUUUAGGUAAUCCGGGAUUACUGACCCCGUUGUCGUCACGCUAGUUCCGAGAAUUGUUGACUCUGUUCAAAACCGCGUGAAUUCUCGGAAAAUCCGCAUUCAUCACCAGCAGCAUGGAGACUUCUAGCACUACAGACCUCCACUACGACAGGAACCUCGAUGUUGGCUACAAAAUCCGUAAAGUCGGGUUCCCAGUUUUGGGGUUUCUAUGUUUUGUGUUGUUGGUAGUUUGUAUCGUUCUUGGUGUGUUGUACUAUCAAGCGAAAGCAUUGAAGAACGACAAACCUGCUGAAGUUGUGAAGUAUGACAUCUGUGAUACAGACGAGUGUUUUUAUCUGGGGAUGGAUCUCGUAAAGACGUUGAAUAAGAGUGUCGAUCCAUGCGAAGACUUCUAUCGCUAUGCUUGCGGUGGAUGGCAGCACUCGAACCCACUCAAGGAGGAUGAAACAGUGGUUACAGGUUUUAGCAUUGUCCAAAACAGAAACCUCAAUAUUCUCAAGACAGCGCUGGAAAACGCACCAUCCAACUACUCCAAGAACGAAGCCGUGAUGAAAACGGCGCGUGCGUACAAUUCAUGCAUCGACAUAUCAUCUAUGGACGCCCGCGGUACCAAACCGCUAAUAGACCUGAUCAAACGCUACGGCGGGUGGAGCAUCACGGGUAAUUACAACAGCUCGAUGGAUUUAUUGCAACGAAUCGGGACCGUGGCACGUGACCUUAACGUCAACUCAUUCAUCGGUGUGCAAGCCAGGACUGAUAUCUACGAUUCGUCCAGUACUAUUCUAGAAUUUAUUCCAGCAACUCUAGGAAUGAACUAUGACUAUUAUCUAAGCGAGGAACAGGACAAGAAACAGGUCCUGUCGGCGUACUAUGAUUACAUGACAGCCGUUGGUAAAGCCCUUGGAGGGUCAAAAGGUCAGCGCAAAAUGGCCGACAUCUAUUCAUUUGAAAUGAAACUUGCCAAGAUCGCUAGCGGCAAGGACCCCGAAGAUGAGUUGUUGGAAUCGCUAGUGUCGCUGAAGCGACAACGGAAAAGCAUACCAGACAUGAGGAAGAGUCUCGACACAUUCUGCACAAAAACAGGAUUUCGAUGGUCAACCAUUAGUGAUCUGCUGCGAUUUGUGUUCAACAACCACAUAGAUGCCAGCUCUAAGGUACUGAUGGUGAACGAAGCUUACUACACCCGACUAUCGACUAUAUUCGACUCAUACAGGCGCUUGGAUCCAGGAAUCAUUGCAGACUACGUAAUGUGGCGCGUCUUAGAUAAAUACAUUGACACGUUGCCAAGCAGCAUUUCAUCUCUGAAACUUCCAUUCUUUAAAGCCCUUGGUGAGGACAUUAACACCCCUCGAUGGAAAGACUGCAUCAAAAACAUGCUGGACGUGGCCACCAUGCCCCUUGGACUUCUCUUUAUUGAUACUCACUUCGAUGACGCGACGAAAAAAAGCGUGGAAGAGAUGACGGAGCUCGUUCGUCAGUCUUUUAUUGACAGGCUGCCGGUUCAGUACUGGAUGGAUGCUGCUACACAGAAACAAGCAAAAGAUAAGGCUCUUGCAAUUAAAGUUGACAUUGGCUAUCCACCGUUCAUCCGGGACCCGGAAAAACUUGCCGCCAUGUACCGAGAGGUUAAUAUAUCCGAUGACUGGUUUGAGAAUUUAAUAUCGGCCAAUCGAUUCGUUCGUCUGCAGAACAUAAACUCUUACGGGAAUCCUGUGGACAAAGAUCAGUGGUUCUACAGUCCCGCCCGAGUCAAUGGAUAUUACUCCCCACAGCAGAACAGGAUAGUCUUUCUUGCUGGGAUCAUCCAACCACCCUUUUAUGAGCCUAAAUAUCCAAGGUAUCUAAAGUACGGUGCCAUCGGAAUGGUAAUCGGUCACGAGAUUACGCACGGGUUCGACGGAACAGGCCGCUUGUAUGACAAGUAUGGUAACCUCAGGGAAUGGUGGUCAGCGGGGUCAAGCUAUAACUUCAUGCGUAAAGCGUCCUGCAUCGUGAAUCAGUACGACACGUACAAAGUGUUUGAUAAAUAUGUUAAUGGAACAAAAACCCUAAAUGAGAACAUUGCUGAUAAUGGUGGAAUCAAACUUGCUUAUGAGGCCUAUAUGAAGUGGACCAAAAUACAUGGAAAUGAAAAAAUCCUCCCUGGCCUAGCUCUCAGCCCAGAACAGCUGUUCUUUGUAGGAUUUGCUCAGCCUUGGUGCAGCAUCUACAAAAAGUCAGCUGCCUACAGGCAACUCCAGACAGACCCUCACAGCUUUCCUGAGUACAGGGUGUUUGGUUCACUUGCAAACUUUGACAAGUUCUCCAAAGCAUUCAAAUGCUCUUCAAAAAGCCGCAUGAAUCCUACUUCUAAGUGCAGUGUAUGGUAAACAUACAGUAACAGUUUUUUAUUUUGUAUUUGAAAUAAGUAUGAGUUUUAGAGUAAAGGGAAAUUUCAUCCCUAAUACUGUUAAGUUUAGUUACUGAAUUAAUCACAAAUAAAACUUCCUUUGGAAAA